UGGCUUCAGAUGCCGAUUUGCAUUUGCAUGUGCCGGGGUGCUGCGAUUCGAAAUAUCACAAACAUUCUAAAUAUUCAAGCAAACAGAUCAAGUGCAAUUCAAAAUUAGUGUUCCGUGGCUUGAAAGGAUAUACUCUAAAAAUGUCUCGUGGUUUAAAUAUUCUGAUGUUGCUAGCUCUAUGCGGUUGGAGUUGGGCCGAGGAGGCCAUUGAGCUGUCGCAAGUGGAUUUUAAGCCCAUUACUGAGUUGGCUGCUGAUAUUCCAACCUGCCAGCAGGAUGAUAAGAACAUAAACGAAUGCAUACGCCAAGGAUUUCAACAGCUGACGCCGCGUCUUAAACACGGCAUCAGUGAGCUUAAUAUACCCGCCAUGGAUCCGUUUCAGCUGGGCAAAAGCUCCUACAACUACAACUCGGGCAUGCUGCAGGGACGGAUUGCAAUGCGGGAUGUGCUUGUCUAUGGCCUGAGCGAGGGCAUUGUGGAUAAGGUUGACUUUCGUAUGCGUAACAAGCGUGUGCGCCUGGAAAUGCUGAGUCAUGUGCCGCAGUUGUGGGCAGAGGGUGCCUACAAGGCGGACAUCAAGCUGAAUGACAUGAAGCUAACGCCAAAGGGCAGCUUCAACUUAACGCUUACCAAUGUCAGCAUGAAGACGCGUGCUUUGGGUGAACUCUAUGAGCGAGAGGGUCACAGCUAUUUGCGCUUGUCCAAACUCGAAUCGGAGCCCAAAGUGGGUGACAUGCGUCUCUAUGCCAGUGGCCUGGUGCCAGAUCCAGCGCUGAAUGAUGUCAUUUUGAAUUUUAUUAAUCAGUACUGGCAACAGCUCUACCAGGCUAUGCUGCCCGAGACGGUGGCCAUUUGGGAGCCAUUGAUGCUGAAGGUGGCCAACGAUUUCUUUGCUGCAUUGCCUUUUGACUUGAUUAUCACUAAAAACUAAACUAUGAACGGUUAUGUGACUUACUCAAUAUUUUAUUUAGUUUUUAAUGGCAAUAAAAUGAGACAAGAAAUUA
This is a messenger RNA of Drosophila busckii, 1005 nucleotides long. RefSeq names its product circadian clock-controlled protein (gene Jhbp14). The coding region runs from base 141 to 932 and encodes 263 amino acids. NCBI's taxonomy places the organism in Eukaryota, Metazoa, Arthropoda, Insecta, Diptera, Drosophilidae. The record is from RefSeq and is a predicted model, not a curated record. The transcript has 4 exons.